AUGUCCCGUCAUACCAUGCCUCUCCCUCGCAUCCCAGACCUGAGUCUCCCGUCUUUUCGAGAGCUCGACGAGUCUAUCGAAGCCAACAGGCGCAACCAACCCAGCUCGCAUCUUUCUAACGAUACGUGUUAUCGAACGGAAAACAGUUCCUCGUCUUCGCCACAAAAUAUCAAUACCAUUCCCAACCCGUACCCACCCUAUCCUGCUAAUGGAUGGCUUGUCCCACCUGACCCCAGCCAGAAUGUUUUUAGGCUUUCCGAGAGCCUGGAUUUACCUACCAAGAUGUGCGUGCAGAAUGAUACAUAUAUACGAGAAAGAGAGUAUUGUAAACAGCUGACAUCCAAACAGCAGGGCUCUGCCGGGGUGUUUCAACCUAGUGUGAACGUGGAAAGAGGUAAGGAAGAGAAAACAAGAACCUGCAUCUCAGGCCAAAAGUACAACUUACAAGGCCAUUCCACAGAGACAAAUCCCGCCCCUCAACUCUCCCUGCGCCUGAGGGAGCCUCAGCCACCACCAAGCCCCACGCAGUCGACUUUGAGCUCUGCGCAGACGACACUCCGCGGGCCGCUUUCUCCAAGCACCCCGAUAUCAUCAACCCCGGAGAAGAUUUUCCCCAAUCAGACUCGACAAAUCUUAACAAACAGGCAGCCACCUAACGAGCAGGUCCGCCGCCAAAGGGUGAACCGCGAUGCAGUCGCCAACCACCGAGCCCAGAGACGGCGAGUUGGCGUUCAUUUCUCUGAGGUGGCGGCACACACCGCAAAAUGCGAUGUAUGCAACAAGCGCAACAAGAACGGCAUGGCUCGUUGCCAGAACUGCGGAUGGCAAAUCUGUCGCAAGUGUCUGACUGAUCGAACCGGAGACCGAACACACGCUUCCUUUGGAGCGACUCAUGUCCCCGAGGGCGGCGGCGUUAUGCCAGUAUCUUUGCCAUCUGUGGAUGGAAAUCAAGACCGCCGAUCCUCCCAGUCAGUGGCAGAUAUGGCGGCUGCGCAAACCCUGCUGGAGCUUGUAUCUUUCCGCAAAGGAACUGGAACUCCUGGUAGCACCGGCGAGGUGGGAAGUAAAGCAGACAGACAGAAAGUGGCUGCACAUGGCCUACUUUUGCAGCGGCAGGUUGAUGCUUUGUCCACUGAUUCUGAUAUUACAUUGCCGGUUGUUGGAGAUGAGGAGUGGCCUCAGGAUGAGUCUGAUAUUCUCAUCGGCGAGGACGGCCUUCCCCUUGGGUACGUGAUAACACGGCGCAACCCUGCGCGUGCUGCGAGACCUUCUACGAAGAUGGCGGAGUAA
Molecule: messenger RNA, 1290 nt
Organism: Penicillium robsamsonii
Lineage: Eukaryota; Fungi; Ascomycota; Eurotiomycetes; Eurotiales; Aspergillaceae
Exons: 2
Coding region: 1-1290 (429 amino acids)
Source: RefSeq, a predicted model, not a curated record